GUCGUCGAGCCGUACAACUCGGUGCUCUCGACGCACUCGCUGCUCGAACACACGGACGUGGCCGUGAUGCUCGACAACGAAGCCAUCUACGACAUUUGCCGUCGGUCGCUGGACAUUGAGCGUCCCACGUACACCAACUUGAACCGCCUCAUUGCGCAGGUCAUCUCGUCGCUCACGGCGUCGCUGCGCUUUGACGGUGCGCUGAACGUCGACGUGACCGAGUUCCAGACCAACCUCGUGCCGUACCCGCGCAUCCACUUUAUGUUGUCGUCGUACGCGCCGGUCAUUUCGGCCGAGAAGGCGUACCACGAACAGCUCUCGGUGGCCGAGAUCACCAACUCGGCGUUCGAGCCGGCGUCGAUGAUGGCCAAGUGCGACCCGCGCCACGGCAAGUACAUGGCGGCGUGCCUCAUGUACCGCGGCGACGUGGUGCCCAAGGACGUGAACGCGGCCGUGGCGACGAUCAAGACGAAGCGUACGAUCCAGUUCGUCGACUGGUGCCCCACGGGCUUCAAGUGCGGCAUCAACUACCAGCCGCCAACGGUCGUGCCGGGUGGCGAUCUUGCGCGUGUCCAGCGCGCCGUGUGCAUGAUCUCCAACACGUCGGCGAUCGCCGAGGUCUUCUCGCGCAUCGAUCACAAGUUCGACUUGAUGUACGCCAAGCGCGCGUUCGUCCACUGGUACGUCGGCGAGGGCAUGGAAGAAGGCGAGUUCUCGGAGGCGCGCGAAGAUUUGGCCGCGCUCGAGAAGGACUACGAAGAAGUGUCGGCCGAGACCGCCGAGGGCGAAGGCGAGGAAGAGGAGCUCGGCGAGGAGUACUAGACGGCUCCAAAAAAUAUGUAAGCAUCACAUACCAUUUCUCAUGCUACGACUCGAUGGUGUGUUGCGAA
Saprolegnia diclina VS20 is the source of this 890-nucleotide messenger RNA. Its product is annotated as tubulin alpha. Gene Ontology annotation, cellular component: cytoplasm; microtubule. The transcript has a single exon. The annotation marks the transcript as partial. Gene Ontology annotation, molecular function: GTP binding; structural constituent of cytoskeleton. The record is from RefSeq and is a predicted model, not a curated record. Lineage: Eukaryota; Oomycota; Saprolegniomycetes; Saprolegniales; Saprolegniaceae. Gene Ontology annotation, biological process: microtubule cytoskeleton organization; mitotic cell cycle.